AUGGAAGCGUUGUUAAACUUUCUAAUUGAACUAUAUGAGCGCAUUAUUAAGGCGCAAACUAACUUCAAAAAGAGCCCAAAAGAUCGAAUUACUAAACAGUAUUUAGAGGGAAGAUUAGAAUUAAUCGAGCAAACGUGGUUCGAAUUUUUAUCUGGUCAUAAGGAGCUAAAGCGUAAUUCAGAUCAAAAAUUAUUACUAGCACACGCACUUGCAUUUUGUAAAGAGUUUUCUAAGGAAACUGUGGACGCGCGUGGAAAAUUCGUAGAAAGUAAUAAAGCAUGCUUUAAUUGUUUGGGUAGCAAUCAUUCUGCCAAGUUUUGCCGUACCAACGUAAGGUGUCACGUUUGCAAAAGGAAACACCAUUCACUUUUGCACCCUAGUGGGAAAGCUAUUUCUAAGACCAUCGAGGAUAGGGAACAGGGCGUGUCAGAAGAAGAAAUUGCAGCUUCUUCGCAACAAGUAGGUGAUUCAAAGGUUCAAGAAACGUCAGUCUCUUGUUUUUCUUCAGGCAGAGUUUACAAUCAGGCUCUUCUAGCAACUGCACUUGUAAGAGUCAAGUCUAAAACAAGUAGCAACACAGUGCGAGCUCUACUUGAUCAGGGCUCGCAAUGUUCUUUCAUAACGGAGUCAACCGUACAGCGCUUGGGAUUGAGAAAAACUCAGAUUUUAGGACAAAUAUCCGGAUUGGGCGAACACGAGACAACUUCCAAGGCUAUGGUUAUUAUAGAACUUCAAUCACGAGUUGACUCUAACUUUAGAAUUAAAGUAGAAGCCUUUGUUUUGAAGACAAUAACGGCUCCGUUACCAACAUGCAAGAUCGACCCAUCAAGUUGGAUUGAACUUGAAGGCCUAGUCUUGGCUGAUCCAGAGUAUCAUACUCCAAGUCAUAUCGAUAUGUUACUAGGAGUAGUGCAACCUCAGCCCAAGGUGGGUGACGUUGUUUUAGUAAAAGAGGACGGAUUACCACCCUGCCGAUGGCUAUAUGGCAGAGUGAUUGAAACUCAUCCUGGAAAGGACAAUUUGGUCAGAGUAAUAACGUUAAAAACAAAAAAUGGAACAUUUAAGCGUCCGAUUUCCAAAGUGUGUCUGCUUCCGAUUGCGACUGAAUAA
This is a messenger RNA of Parnassius mnemosyne (clouded apollo), 1110 nucleotides long. Lineage: Eukaryota; Metazoa; Arthropoda; Insecta; Lepidoptera; Papilionidae. The record is from the annotation of a GenBank genome assembly.